Molecule: messenger RNA, 883 nt
Organism: Spizellomyces punctatus DAOM BR117
Lineage: Eukaryota; Fungi; Chytridiomycota; Chytridiomycetes; Spizellomycetales; Spizellomycetaceae
Exons: 5
Coding region: 44-805 (253 amino acids)
Biological process (GO): deadenylation-independent decapping of nuclear-transcribed mRNA; deadenylation-dependent decapping of nuclear-transcribed mRNA; positive regulation of catalytic activity
Cellular component (GO): P-body
Molecular function (GO): mRNA binding; enzyme activator activity
Source: RefSeq, a predicted model, not a curated record
GAUGGUCUUCGCGGUUAACUUCCGAUUCUCAUAAAUUCCAACCAUGGACCCGGCGGCGCGACUUGCCGUGAAUUUGAACGUCCUUCGGCGGCACGACUCGAAUAUAGUGGCCAUCCUCGACAGUUCUAGUCAUGUUGUUGUGUACGAUUUUGACCAGCAGAGCUCAAGUUGGACUAAGAAAGGAAUUGAAGGCACAAUGUUUGUCUUUCAACGAUCGGUGGAGCCUUUUUACGGCCUUUUUGUGAUGAACCGCUUGGGUAUCGAGAACUUGAUGGUUCUUCUCAGCGCAGAUAUGGAGGUUCAGCUUAUGCAGGAAUUCGUUAUAUAUCGAAAGCCUGACGAUAGUGGCGAUAGUGUUCAAGGUCUUUGGAUGUACGAGACAGCAGACCGGACAAGGUUGUACACAACACUCCUGAAAUACCAAUCUGCGAUCGCUGGGGCUCCACCAAUUUCCAGUGCACAGCCGCAGCAGGCAUAUGGACAGCCAGUGGACAUCAUGGCAAUGUUUCAGCGGGCGAAAAUCGUUGGACCCGGAGAUGCCACACCGCACGGAUCAUUACCACAUCAGUCGUUGUCGCAACGCGACCUUGCUAUUCCGCAGGUUACGGCGCCCCCAAUUACUCCUCAGCAGCGUCAGAUUCAGCGCUUGAAUGAUAUCUGGCAGUGGAUCGAAGACCUCCCGCCGUUGCCGGGCAAAGGAAGUCUUUCUGACUUGGAAUUUCAACGAAGGAUUGCGAGAUUGUGUCAGGACCAAGUAUUUUUGGAUGCAAUGUAUCGAAGUUAUCGAUGGGAGCGACCAACAUGACCAUUGAGGAGUCUUGUAUUUCCAUAGGCGUAGAACCUAUUUAAUAUAGGCUUCAUCGACGACUGAAGAUUUGAGCCA